CCGGCGACGGCAGUUGACCGUCUGUUUGUGUUCGUCUCCGUCUCAUGUCCAGGGUCCCAGUCUUCCAAGCCCAGAGCGCCGAAAGCACCUUAGCUAAAGCGAGGUUCGAGGUUCGAGGCUCGGAGGGUGCAGUAAAGUAAAUAAGCUGUUGCUAGAGCUGCCGGGCCGGAUUUACCAGGGCGGGAGAUUAUCGGGAACGGGUAAAAUACAUCUUAAGAUCUACUUGGGCAACCUUUUCAGAUUUUUGCCUAAAACGGUUAAAAUCUGCUGUCACUUCUUUUGUAUGGGACGCUAUACAUUUACUCCGGCCUCGCUGGGCUCUACUCCGACCUCGCUGGAGUUAAUCUGCACCUUACACGUCUUGGAAUUUGAGCUCUUUUAACAAAUUUCCCACCGUUACGAAUACGAAUGGCUAUUCCAGUUCAUGCAUUGUAGUUGGGAUUGUUCUGUAAUUAUAAGAGAUCUUCCUUGGGACAACAUUUUUGUAUUGUACAUUUUCAGCACAGGGAGGUAUUUGCGUGGAUUAGCGCGGGUGAUUGGGAACAGUGUGCGUGAGCGCGGGGAGCCGGCAUUCUUAUUAUUUAAAAGCUGUGUAUUGUAGACGGCAUUUUUGGACGACGACGUUUUUUCCUUAUUUUUGUCGGUUUCGAAAGCUUGGCUUGCUGAAUUCCUACGCUUGGGUAGCAAGGAUUGGUAGAAAAUGGUUGGGGAGAAGGGGGAAAAAGGACUGAUAGAAAAUGGUCGGGGUUCAUCGUUGGAGAGUGUAAAUAAUGGUGUUGAAAGCAAGGUGGGAUUUCAAAGUGCUGAGGCUCUGGUGGAAGACGGCAUCAACCAUGCUUGCCAACAGCUUACUAUGAAGUUGAGUGAUAUUCACAUGGCUUCAAGAAAGGAUGCAGAAGCAGGUGCGCGAAGGGCGGAUGUUGCAGUGUGGCUAAAGUGUAUGUUUGAGAGUGAGCCAUUGCAUUUGGCCGAUGAGCCUUCCGAAGAAGAUUUGAGAGCCUGCUUGAGUAAUGGAACGCUUCUUUGCAACCUCAUCAACAAGCUUAAUCCUGGAUCUAUACCCAAGAUUAUAUCAAAUCCAAGCCUGGCUGGUACUGAAGGUGCUGCACAUUCAGCAUACCAACGGUUUGAGAAUCUUAGGAAUUUCUUGGUGGCAAUAGAUGAAUUAAGGCUUCCAACUUUUGAAGCAUCUGAUCUCGAGCAGGGAAGUAUGGUGAAUGUCAUUGACUGUCUUCUAUCUCUAAAAGAAUAUUUUGACUGGAAACAUGGGACGGAGGUCCAGUCUCUAUUGAAACAAGCGACUGACAUAGGCAUCCUUAAUGAAAUCAAGUCUACAGGAAAAAGUCCUUCUCCUGGAAAAUUCCUCAGCAGCACUCUUAAAAAUGGAAGUCAACCACGGAAAAGAUGGAUACUUCCAGAUCUGGAUAACUGUCUGGCUUCAGAUACCCAGCCUGCUGAUGAAUCUCCAGGUUCAAAUGGUCAAAAAUCAGGCAGGUGGCCUCUAAAGCCUGGCGACUUCAGGGGUAAUGUGGGUUUAGAGCAAAGAUAUGAUUUUGAAAGUCUUUUAACAAGUUCUAUUAUGUCAGAUUCUACAACGGCAUGGAUACAACACAUUGGACAGAAGUUUCGUGAGCUUCUUCAAGUUAAAGCAAUGCGUUAUCCAGACAUUCAAGCAGUAGAGUGUUCUGGAAUGUUGAAAUGUCUUGAUAAUGCACCAUCUCAAUCAUUUUUAAGCCUUGUGAGUGCUAUUCUUGGUGACAAACAUAAUGAAGAAGUUCCAUCUCUAGUAGAAUUUAUGUUGAGGAAAGUAAUGGAAGAGUUUGAACGCCGUCUUCUAGCUCAAGGGGAACACACAAAGAAACUGAAACUUGCACUAAGAGAAGUUAUUGCUCGAGAAGAUAAAAUAAUGUCUAGGGCAAAUGGACUUGAGGCUCUUGCAGCUGGCACUGCAGAGGAAAUCAAGCUUCUUACAGAUCAACUGCAUAAGAUAAAGAUGGAGAAUACUCAAGUGGAAGAUGAGAGGAAAGCAAAGGAGCAAGAUAUAAUACGACUUAUAAAAGAGAGGGAGGAAAGUAACGCUGCUAUUCAGGCCUUGAAAGAGGAAUUAGAAAUGAUGAAGAAGACCUAUCAGGAAUACAUGCAGCAAUUGGAAUCGCAAAAAUGUGAUGUUGAAUUAGAUUUGCAGAAAAAAUUGAAGGAAACAGAAGAUCUUUUGGUUCUAUCAAAAAGGAAGACUGAAGAGCUAGAAGAAACCACUGCUAUGGAAUUACAAAGUGUGAGACUUAGGGAUGCUUUUUACCAAAAGUUCUCAAGUAGCCAUUUUCAAGCACUUCAGGAGACGAGAAUGGUUUUUCAACAGACCAAAGAAGAAGUUAUUAAAGUGCAAGAGAGCUGGAAAACAGAAAUUGCAAUGUUGGAAGAACAACUAAAGGGAAUAGCAAAUGUUGCGACAAAGUAUCACAAAGUUCUUGCAGAGAAUCGGCAGCUGUACAAUGAAGUUCAAGAUCUGAAAGGAAAUAUUCGUGUGUAUUGUAGAGUGAGACCCUUUAUUUCUGGCGAGUCUGGGAGACACACUACAAUUGAAUACAUUGGUGAAAAUGGAGAGUUGAUAAUUGCUAAUCCCAACAAGCAAGGCAAGGACUCUCCAAGGAUGUUUAACUUCAACAAGGUCUUUGGUUCUUCUGCAUCUCAAGAGGAAGUGUUUCUAGACACGCGACCAUUGAUCAGAUCUGUUCUAGAUGGAUACAAUGUAUGCAUUUUUGCCUAUGGUCAAACUGGUUCUGGAAAGACUUUCACAAUGACUGGUCCGAAUUCAUCGUCUGAGGAAGACUGGGGAGUUAAUUACAGAGCAAUAAAUGAUCUUUUUCAAAUUUCACAAAAAAGAAGAGAGCUGUUUAGAUAUGAAGUUGGUGUACAAAUGAUUGAAAUAUAUAAUGAGCAAGUUCGUGAUCUACUUAUAAAUGAUGGAUCACAAAAAAGACUUGGGAUCCGAAGCAUAUCUCAGCAAAGUGGACUCAGUGUUCCUGAUGCUAGCAUGUUUCAAGUUGAAUCAACAGCAGAUGUUGUAGAUUUGAUGAAAAUUGGUCAGAGGAACAGGGCAGUAGGUGCCACUGCACUUAAUGAGCGCAGCAGCCGCUCUCAUAGUGUCCUGACUGUACAUGUGCAAGGAACAGACUUAUCUUCUGGAGCAGCUCUCCGAGGGUGUCUUCAUUUAGUAGAUCUGGCUGGCAGUGAGAGGGUAGACAAAUCAGAGGUCACUGGUGAUAGACUUAAAGAAGCACAGCAUAUCAAUAAGUCUCUCUCAGCUCUUGGAGAUGUUAUAUAUGCUUUAGCUAAUAAAAGUGUUCAUGUACCAUAUCGUAAUAGCAAACUUACUCAGAUUCUUCAGGAUUCCUUGGGUGGGCAAGCAAAGACACUUAUGUUUGUUCAACUUAAUCCGGACAUUGAAUCUUAUUCAGAGACAAUUAGCACAUUGAAAUUUGCAGAAAGAGUGUCUGGUGUGGAAUUGGGUGCUGCACGUAGCAAUAGGGAGAGCAAAGAUGUUCGAGACCUGAAGGAACAGGUUGCAAUGUUGAAGGAUGUCAUUACAAAGAAAGAUGCUGAGAUUGUCCGUUUGCAAAUUAAUUUUCAGGAUGUUUAUGUUCCCAAGGAAAAACUUAGAGUGAAGGUUACAAACUUCACAGCACAAUCAAAUAAAGUGGCAACAGGUCGACAAGGUCAUAAGAAUCAGAGCCUGACAAUUGGCAGACGGAGAAGCAGUGAGGAUCAUCAAACAUUGUCUGGUCAAGCAUCCAAGUAUUCCUUGAGGCAAUCAACUCAGUCCUCUCAAGAUUGUGAAUCUACUUCAACAGGGGAUUCUGAUGAUAUAUGUGGUAAGUACGGUACACCAGUUGCAACACAACACGCUAUGGCAUCAAAGAGGUCCGUGGAUUCUAAGAUGGAGCUUACGUCCUCUCAAGUUACUUGUUUGGAAACUAAGCUUCAGAAAGAUUCAUUCAUGGAGGACGAUGUUUCAAAAGAAUGUCAAGAUGGGGUUCGUAGCAGUUCCAAUUCUUCACUUCUUGGAACACUAUCUCUGGAUGAGACAACCAGUCAAUGCAGUGCAAAAAUGGGAAAAAUGAACGAGGAAGGUAUUUCUUUGGUUGAUAAGCAUUCUGAUGUUGGAUCACAUGGGAAAUCAAUGAUGAAAAGGGUUUCAGAUGAUGAAAAUGUUUCAGAAUACAGUGAUAAGCAUUCUGAUGUUGGAUCACAUGAGACAUCAAUGAAUAUGUCAAAGUUAUUGCAAUAUAAGGAUCACAGAAUGCCUUUCAAACAGGACGCGGGAAAUGUGAGAUCUUUUUACUCUUCUCUUGAAUCGACAGAGAAUUCUGCUCCAGAUGUUGAGCUUUUUGACCUGAAAGAUGGAGACCUUGAUGAGAGAUUGAGCGAAAUCUCUGAUGGAAAUCUUUCGAUGGGAACUGAAACAGAUGGCUCUAUUUCAAGCAUUGUUGAACUUACUCUUUUCCCAGAGAAAAAGGAAUCUGGGAAGCUUAUUCCGGAAAAUGACAAAAGAUUGAUGACGCCUUCACAUAUUCCUAGACCACCAGGAAAGUCCCAACGUAAAACAUUACUUCAGCCUCAUACCAGCGCAGGGAAGUCUUCCACUGUUGCACGAGGAACAGAUCGUUCUUCAGCAAGGCGACCAAAUGGACAAUCAACAAUUGACACUUCUUGGAGGAAAGGAUCUCAAAGACCAGUAUCCAUUGAUUCCCCGCAAGCAUCAAUAUGUCGGCCAUCAAUAUCUCACCGUCAGGCUGUCAGUAGCCAACUCUCAGGCUGUUCUUCGUCCUCAAAGCGAUGGCAGUGACAUUGUAAAUUUCUGUUCAAUGGGUACAUAAUACAGCAAACGUGUCAUAAAUUAAAUUACUUUUGGCAAAUACCAUUCAUGUGAAUGACCGUCAAUCAUAAUUAUUCAUGAUUAUUUGGUCAUGUAAGUUUGUAACAAUGCAAGCCCUUUGUACAUAGAAGUAUCCAAGAUAUUGCCCACUGUGUCAAGAAAUAGAGGCAAAUAGGAUUCUUUGGGUAAAGCAAUGUAUGCAAUGUUUAGUUGCUCCAGAUUAUCAAAUAUUAAACCUUUCUUUUGUUGUAAAAGUAAUUUUUUAUAAUUUUUCUCCAGCUCCCCGCUUCCCGACUAUGGAUCACAGAGUAUGAUCUGAAAUGCAGGAGCCAAAGAAUUCCCCGAGUUAAAUCCAGGAAACAAUAUUGAACGAUGCUAUGAGAUUUCAAUACUUUUUUAACACGUACUUGUGUGCAUGGAUGCAAGUGUCUAUGAAGAAAGUAAUCAAAAGUGACCUGGUUAUAGGCACUGCUUAAAGUUGCAGAAAUAUAGCCCAAUUCAAACAAGGUGCAAACAUGUGGGCUUUCUGCCUUGACAGGCUACAAAAUUCCUGGAAAUCUGGUUAUGAUAUGGCACUUAUGAUAUGGCACUCCAAUAUUUUUUU
This is a messenger RNA of Cryptomeria japonica (Japanese cedar), 5480 nucleotides long. Its product is annotated as kinesin-like protein KIN-14J. Gene Ontology annotation, biological process: microtubule-based movement. Gene Ontology annotation, molecular function: ATP binding; microtubule motor activity; microtubule binding. Bases 701 to 4846 code for a protein of 1381 amino acids. NCBI's taxonomy places the organism in Eukaryota, Viridiplantae, Streptophyta, Pinopsida, Cupressales, Cupressaceae. The transcript is spliced from 22 exons. The record is from RefSeq and is a predicted model, not a curated record.